CAAUAUUGGGGUUUUUUUUUCUCGCUGACAAAGGCAAAUGAAGCCAUGUUUUUGCUUACAAACAAGUAACAUCCCUCACGCCUCCACCCGAAGCCGUGAGCCGGUGCUGCGCUUGACCGAGGCCGCUCGCUUCCUCUCCAUCAUUACUUGCCACAUCUGGACGUUUGGACCGGGAUACAAAAAAAAUAAUAAUAAUCAUUUUUAAGACGAUUACUCGGAUGUUGUUGUCGUUUCAAGCGAACUUCUUCAUCUCCAACUAUUCGAACACGGAGGCGGCAGCGACGCUAUAUUACUGAUUCCAGAAAAUGAAUUUCAUGGCGAGCUGGUGAACCAGCGGUGGACACGAGGCGAAAGGACCAGCAGCCGCUGUCAGGCCUCCCUGAGACUGCAGAGCCGUCGACCAAUCAUGAUGAGUGUAGAAAGUGAUGACAAGCGAACUCGCACUCGGUCCAAGGGAAUCAGAGUUCCUAUUGAGCAUGUAGGACAGGAGCUGAGCUGCCCCACCCCUGGAUGCAAUGGCUCUGGCCAUAUCAGUGGGAGAUACUCACGACACAGAAGCAUUCUGGGAUGCCCCAUAGCCAGAAAGCGGCGAGCUGAGGAGGCGGAGGCCGAGCAGGAACCGGAAACGGAGCGGCCAUCAUCCAAGAGGAAGUCCCACCCCCUGAAACUGACCCUGGAUGACGGCUUCAGCGCAGAAAGUGAUGCCAGCAGUGAAGCCGAGGGAGACGGCGAGAGGGACGGCGAGAACAGAAGCAAGAGCAAGGAGGAUGGGGACGAGAUGGAGGCUGCCGCAGAGGAAGAGAAGAUUGGUAAAGACCUCAUACGGGGACAGACCAACGGACAGGUUGGAAAGACACUGGGUCAACAAACGGAAGAAGAGGACAGGGAAGAAGCAACAGAGUUAGAAGAAGAGUAUGACAUCCUUGUACCUCCUAUGACACCAGAGUAUCAGUCUCCUUCUCGCAAUGCUGAAGAAGUAGCCAACUCUCUCCUCCACCUCGGCCGAGUCCCUGCUACGGGUAACAACAUCGACGCUCCAACAGAGGCCGCCCCGCAGCUGGUUGCCAUGGAGACUGAAGAGAAUGUCACAGUGGCAGUCGAACACGGUGAAAAAGUAGAGGAGGAGCAAGAUCAGGAAACGGCUGAUGCAGUGGAAGGCGUCGCAGGCAGAGGUCGAGACGGACGAGGGGAAACUGAAAGAGCAGAGGAGCAGUUGGUGGAUGACAGAGGCGAGCUUGCGACUCUCGCCAAGGAGGUCCACCAUCAACCCACGGCAGAUGAAGAGGAAGAGACAGCAGAGCUGGCACAUGAGAGAAAGAACACACUCUUAGAGGAUGAAAAGGAUGAGGAGGUGCACCCGAAUGUGCCAACUGCUGUCCGCACUAUCACCAGCACCACAGCAGCUCAGGGACCACAUAUCAAGACUGAAGACCACAGGGUUAGUCCUCUGGAGGACUACAACGCACAUGAGAACUACAGUGUUACGCAAACCAGUCCGCCUGACCACUAUGACUCCCACAAACCACUGAAUAAAUAUAAGACCUGCCUUCCUUUAAACUACCUGUCCCACAUGGCAAGCCCACUCGAGAACUACUCACCUAAUCUCAGAGGCGAUAACUUUAAAAUCCACAAAGUCUCGCCCUCUGCCUCAUCCGACAUUAUCGAGGUGCAUUCUGACAAGUCAGAUGAGAAAGACUUUGAUGAUGUGGAUGGUGACGAUGAACACGAUGACGAGGACAGCCUCUCCCAGCGCUCCACUGUCACCGAUGAGUCUGAGAUGUUUGACAUGACCCGAGGGAACCUGGGCCUCCUCGAGCAAGCCAUUGCCCUCAAAGCAGAGCAGGUGAAGCCGGCUGGGCCCAGAGAGCUCCUGGGCGUGCCCGACAUACAGCACCACCGAUACUUCACCAUGGAAGACCGGCCCAAGCACCUUGAGGUCAUCAGAAAGAGCUACUUCAAAGAGAGUAUUCGACCAGAGAAGAGGGAGAUCAAGUGCCCCACCCCGGGGUGUGAUGGCACAGGUCACGUGACCGGACUUUACCCUCACCACCGCAGCCUGUCCGGCUGCCCUCACAAGGACAGGAUCCCCCCUGAGAUUCUGGCCAUGCAUGAGAAUGUGCUGAAGUGUCCAACUCCCGGCUGCACCGGUCAGGGCCAUGUUAACAGCAACCGUAACACACACCGCAGUCUUUCGGGAUGUCCCAUUGCAGCGGCGGAGAAGCUGUCCAAGAGCCAAGACAAGCAGCUUUCUCAGCCUGGCAGCGACCUCCUCAAAGGAAGUCCCAAUGACAGAGUGCUCAGGCCCAUGUGCUUCGUAAAGCAACUGGAGAUGCCCCAGUACGGUAGCUACAGGCCCAACAUGGCGCCGACCACACCCCGCGCCAACCUGGCCAAGGAGCUAGAGAAGUACUCCAAGGUGUCCUUCGAUUAUGCAAGCUUUGAUGCUCAAGUGUUCGGGAAGCGUAUGCUUGCACCAAAGAUGCCCACCAGCGAAACCUCACCCAAAGCCUUCAAAAGUAAGUCCUCAUUCCCCAAAUCGUCAUCGCCCAGCCUUAGCCUGCACGGUUACGGCAAAGCCUCCUCCUUGGCCUACGACUACUCCCAUGAUGCCGAAGCUGCCCACAUGGCUGCCACCGCCAUCCUUAACCUGUCUACACGGUGCUGGGAGAAACCUGAGAACCUUAGCACCAAACUGCAAAACAAGGAAAUGGAUAUCGAGGUGGAUGAGAACGGUACUCUGGACCUGAGUAUGAAGAAGCCCAUCAAACAUGAAGGCAGUCUGUCUGGCACCAGCCCGGGGGUCCGUUCCCCAGACCCUUCUUCUUCCUCGUCUUCGUCUCUGCAUCACGGGGGAAGCAGUGGGAUGACAUCACCAAACCUACAGAGCUACAAGCAGGAGGAGUGGGAGGGGCCUCUGGAUUUUACCAAACCCAACCGCCAAAGGGAGGAGGAAAUGGAUGAGACGGAUCAUGCCGGGCAGUCAUAUGUGUCAUCCGACCCAGAGGAUGGUGACAUGAUGCAGGACUUAAUGGAGGACAGGAAGUACCCUGGAGAAGUCACAACCCCAAAUUUCAAGGUCAAGUUCCAGCCCAAGGACAGUAAGAAGGAGCUGCUCUCCUGUCCAACACCUGGGUGUGAUGGCAGUGGCCACAUCACUGGGAAUUAUGCAUCUCAUCGCAGUCUAUCUGGGUGUCCUCUCGCUGAUAAGAGCCUACGGUCCCUCAUGGCAGCACACACCCCUGAACUCAAAUGUCCCACCCCAGGAUGUGAUGGCUCAGGUCAUAUCACGGGAAACUACGCCUCCCAUAGAAGUCUCUCUGGGUGCCCGCGUGCCAAGAAAAGUGGAAUUAAAACUCCUACCAAGGACAACCAGGAGGACUCGGAGCUUUUAAAAUGUCCGGUGCCGGGAUGUGACAGCCUGGGACACAUUAGCGGGAAGUACGCCACGCAUCGUAGCGCCUACGGGUGUCCGCUGGCAGCGCGCAGGCAGAAGGAGGGACUCCUGAAUGGCACGCCCUUUAACUGGAAGGCCUUCAAGACAGAAGGACCAACAUGUCCAACCCCGGGAUGUGACGGCUCCGGACACGCAAACGGUAGCUUCCUCACACACCGCAGCCUCUCAGGGUGCCCCAGGGCAUUGUAUGCCAAGAAAAAGGCUAAGUUUCCCACCGAGGACUAUCUGAGCAACAAGUUCAGAGCCGGUGAUGUUCUGGACAAUGACGAGGACAUCAAACAGCUCAACAAAGAGAUUAAUGACCUCAACGAAUCCAACAACGAAAUGGAGGCAGAUGUAGUCAACCUGCAAACUCAGAUCACUUCAAUGGAAAAAAAUUUGAAGAACAUUGAGCAUGAGAACAAGAUGAUCGAGGAGCAGAACGAGGCUCUCUUCAUGGAGCUGUCCGGGCUGAGCCGGGCUCUGAUCCACAGCCUGGCUAACAUUCGCGUGCCGCACAUGCAGGAGCCCAUCACGGAGCAGAACUUUGACAGCUACGUGAGCACCCUGACCGACAUGUACACCAACAAAGACUGCUUCCAGAGUCCCGAGAAUAAGGCUCUACUGGAGAGCAUCAACAAAGCUGUGAAGGGUAUCAAAGUCUGAGACGCGCACGUGCGGAAGAGCAAAGCUGUCCGAAUAAGUGUGACAGAGAGCCACAGGGAUAUUGAAAUACGUCAAAUAAUAGAAAUCAAAAACAACAAAAAGGGAAUUCAGGUUAUUUAAAUAAACACAACCCAGGGAGUAAUCUAUGAGCAGAAAAGGACGCGGACCAAAAUCCCCACCAUGCUGCUUCUGGGAUCAGUGAGGAUGUGAAGAGGAAACGAAUCCUUCAGGCAGAAUGGAUGGCAACGUAGCCUAAGGCUACGAUAUGAGCUACUGCAUCUGAGACGUUCCGUAUGCCGUAUGGUUUCUCAUGUUAUCUCUUGUGUGUCCUGAGAUGUGUAUGAGGACAAGUUUCACUGUUGCCCAGAUGAUCCUAUUUGUUUGGUUGCUUGUUUUUCUUUUUUUUUGGGUUUGUUUUUGUUUUGUUUUGCUUUGAUUGCUUGAAACAAUGGCGAACUUGAAAAGGAUGAGGAGUCCAACAUUAGUUGCGUAGCAUUCACUGUGGCAAGUCUGUGUGUCUUCACCAGCUCUUAACAACCCCAGCGUGCACACACACACACACACACACACACACACACACACAAACAAAACCCAGCAAUAUGGAGCAUGCACUAAACUCAUUGUGUGUUUGCUUUGCGUUACUACCGCACCAAAGGAGUCAACACAAUGUUGAUCCCAUUUUGUGAACGCAUUCAAGUGGCAAGCUUGAUCCAGGAUCAGCGAAGGUUGUGUUCUUUCUUGCGUGUGAUGACUGUUUCCGGGGUUGAAACAGCAGCAGAUGAACAACUUUUCUUUCAUCGUUUUCGAAAAACGGACGUGCGCGUCGUCGCAGUGUGCGCACGCAUUUCGACUUCACUUAGUCAUAUCAAUAGUAUUUAUAUCAACAUAGGAAUUGCACUUCAUUUCAAUGAAUAGUUUUGUGGUCCAAUGAUUACUGUAUAUGAAUUAUUUAAAUUUGUGAACUUAAAUUGUAACUUAUUGACAUUUAUGUUAUUGAGGUUUAUUUAUUUGAAGCAAUUUAUUUAUUGACUUUGUAACACAAGCAGAAUGCAUCUUUACUGAUUAAUAACAAUUUGCAGAUGUCUUACAUCAAUAUUUUAAGAAUCUUUAUAGAUAAACAACAAUGCAUAUUUUUGUUGAGUACUUUUUCAAACAAAUGUUUUAUAACAAAAAGUCACCUUUUUCUUUUUUUUCCAAUUAGUCCUGUUUGUUGUUUUUUUUAAAAUUUUGUUUACCGGUUGUUCUUUCUGGUACUGGUAUGUUACAAAACACUACUGGAAAAAAAAGAGAAAAUAUGUAUUUAUUAUUUAUUUAACGUGAAAGGAAUUGAUUGAUGGCUGUAUAUUUAUUUUGUUAUUUAUGUGCGUGAUGUGACUAUGAUGAGUCCGAGUAGUCUUACAGAUCCACUGACAAUGUUUAAAUAAAGACAAAAAUAAAAUAAAAAUCAGCACAGGUAUUGUUUGAUGGCGUAGGUUUGCCAGCAGGUGAUUCAAAAAAAAAAAACUGAACACGGUCACUGUUGUGUUGCUAUCUGUUCUCUGUUUUGUUUCUGCCAGCUCAUGUUUGCUUUUGGGACAAAAAGAAAACAAGGAAACCAAACAAAAAAAGUGACCUACGCAGGCAUUUUGUAGCAGCCGACAUAACUCACCCCAAACCUUUAUAAUGUACUAUAUAUGUUUACACAUCAUGCAUUUGGAAACGUUCUUUUUCUUUCAAAAAAAAAAAAGCAAACAAAACAACACAAAAAAAAUUGUACUUCUUUCAUUCCAGCUCAAUCACGCAUCUGUGGCGGCUGCGUUAUUUUGAGUUGGCUUUGAAACAUACAAACACUUACACAAACCAAACUGUAGGAUGGCCUCCGUUUGACAAAAAUACACACCCUUGUAGCCUUACUGUAGAUCUUUAAUUUUAUUUAUUUAUUUAUUGAUGCACAAAGUGCCGGUAAAAGAAGAUGGGAAAAUAAAACUCUUAUUUCCAAAUUCUUGGCAUUUUUGCAAUGUUCCUAUGUCUGGUCAUGGGAAGACCACAGCAUCAAGAGAGUGGUGAUUGUUUCAGAUGCCUUUAUUUCUCUGCCAAGAUGGCCAUGAGUACACUAUAUAUUCAUUCUGUAUAAAUAGAUUUGAAAAAUGCUAUAUAUAUAUAUAUAUGAAUAUAAACAUACAUAUAUUUUUCCAGUGUAAUUGUGGACUUGAGCUUCUACUCCUUAUCAAAGCAUCACUGGCUGACGAGAAGAGAUGUGAGGGCUGUGUAUCAAUAGGAGGCAGUUACACUCAGACCUGCUCAACUGUGGCUUUAAAUACAACACUCGCUCGAGUUGAAGGCAAUUAGGAAACAUAAUACGUUAGGGUUGUCGGGAAAAGUGUGACCACUCUGCCCGCUUGUAUUUUAUUUGUCCUUAAUCCAUAGAUGUUAACAGAGAGACAUCUACUCCCUGUACGUCGUACUGAAUCUAAGAUUGAUACUAGAUGUUUGGCUCUUUAUUUCUGGGUGUCAUGUAAGUUCCUGUAGAGUUGAAGAAAAAAAAAAGAAAAAUGAAAGGGGGGGACAUGAUGAUGGCGCCGAAUAACGUUCUGCACAUAAUGUUUGGCAAUGUUGUGCAAUUAUUGUAUUGUUACUGGUCAACACCAGCUGGUCCUCUAUAAUGUUGAAACAAGCAACAAGGAGACUUUUAGUGUUAACCCUGCCUCCUAAGUGGUCUGUCGCAGCUUACUGUGGUGUAUAUUAUGAUCCCCGUGUGUAAAUGAUGUCAAAGGCAUGUUGUCGGUGUGCUUCUAGCCAAUGUAGAAUGGAACUCAGAUGUGCACUUUCUGAAGAACUGUUGAAAAAAAAAUGCCAGCAUUUAAUUUUUGUUUGGUCCAAAAACAAGCUUCCCCCUUGAUGUGCUGUCAGAAAUAUAGUAGGAAGCAAAAUACUUUCACAGCCACCCUACCGCCCCCCCGCCUUCUAAAAAAAUAACAACAUAAAAUACAAAUAAAGAGAUUGGCUUCUAGCUGAGUUUGUCUCUCAACUGAGUGACACCACAGGUCAACAGUUAGCUGAGGCCUGGAGCACUAAGCAAGAAGGCAUAGUGUGUGUAGGAGUGGGAAAUUGAUUUACCAGGCUGCACAAUCUUUCUCUUUUGGAACUGUUUGUUGCAUAAAUAUGAGUCCAUCACUUAAAAGAAUGUCAACGCUUUUUCUGACCUACCCUCAAAGAACCACCCCCCCCCCCCCCACGUCUUGUGUAACCUUUCCUCGGGAAAUAUGAUUUGGGUGCAUUAGUUAACAAAGUACAGCAUCACCCCCCCCCCCCUUUCUCAAAAUGCACGAGAAUACUAUUUAUGACUGUGAAUAUUUUCCCCAAUUUAUUUGAUAUGGAAUGACCCCUUUUAAACUGCUUGAUGAAAUUGUCUAGCGAGGUAUGUAAAUGAUGAUCACAGAGGCCGUAAAAAAUGUACCAUGCUCCAAAAAUGUCAGCCGCCGUAGCCUAAGGGUGCUGACUUGGUGCCCACACAUUGUAUGUUUGCUUCUUUAAAUGAAAUUUCCCUGUGACGGAGUCAGUAGUUGCAUGAUGACUGUUAAACAUGUGGGAAUGUCUUUAAAAAAAAAGCGGCCAGGGCCCACUAUGUCACACUACUUUCCCCCCCCCUUUUUUUUCGGGGAUGCUGUGUCACUUUCAGGGAAAUAGCCUGGACCCAAAUCCAGCAACAAAUUCAAAAGUGAAAUAAGAAGUGAUAUUUGCAUUCUGGUUUUAGUUCAGGUUCUCAUCUACACACAGUGUGAACCUGUAGGAGCAGAACAACAAAGUUUGUGUGGCACAUUUCAUUCAGCUGACUAAAACCAAAAGAGCCCAACUCCCUCCCGCUGUAGUUUCAAGAUGUGUGGUCUUAUCAUGCGUGCCUUUCUCAUGCCUCCCAUUCAAAAAUAAUGGUAUGUUUACACUGCUACACAGUUUGGACUGGAUAUCUUUACUUGAGGGGGUGUUAUAACAAACGGUAACAUACAGGCAAACUUUUUGUUCAGGCAAAAGAAACUGUGAUCUCAUCAUUUGAUUCAGGUACCAAACUGCAUGGACAGUAGCUGUGAAGGAAUAACAAAAACAAAACAAACAAACAAACAAACAAACAAAAAAACACAUACACCACCCUUAGAUACUGCAACAGUGUGCAGGGCAUUAUUUUAAAACAUGUGGACGUCUGUAGAUAUUUCUAUUAAGAGGAAACAGUGUUAUAGUUGUUGUAAUGAAGACAAUUGGUGAAAAAUCGUUUCUGACAAAAGAAAAUGCAACCACAGCCAAGGCUUGUCCUGCUAGCACAUUUUUACAGAGAUGAGCUAUUUUUACUGGUGAUUUUCUAGGCAUUGAUAUUGAUAUCCUUUUAAAUAAGUGCAACACUUCCAAACUUACAAGCACUUCCACAAUGAUAGAUUGUAUGGUAUUUUUUGUUACUUUUGUAGAUACGGUUGUUACUUUGCUACUGCACCAUUUUAUAAAGUGGGACAGGUCUUGGCUGUGUGUGCGUGUGUGUGUGUGUCCUCGGGGUCUCUUUUUCUUAUGGUUUUAAAAUAUGAUUGCUUUAUUUAAUUUAUUUACUUAUAUAUUUUUAAGUAAGACACUGUAGUUUGGCCGAAUUUGUGAUUGUGUGUUUGUGUACAUGUUCCUGUGUCAGUGUUCUAACCCAGAGAAGUGAUGUCAGUUGUUGUGGGCGUAUGAAUCAUUUUAAAUGUUCUCUAUGAAACACAAAUAAAGACUCAUAGACAUGGA
Hippocampus zosterae (dwarf seahorse) is the source of this 8839-nucleotide messenger RNA. It is a transcript of the gene myt1b, whose product is annotated as myelin transcription factor 1b. Lineage: Eukaryota; Metazoa; Chordata; Actinopteri; Syngnathiformes; Syngnathidae. Bases 407 to 4099 code for a protein of 1230 amino acids. Gene Ontology annotation, biological process: regulation of transcription by RNA polymerase II. Gene Ontology annotation, molecular function: zinc ion binding; RNA polymerase II cis-regulatory region sequence-specific DNA binding; DNA-binding transcription factor activity, RNA polymerase II-specific. Gene Ontology annotation, cellular component: nucleus. The record is from RefSeq and is a predicted model, not a curated record. The transcript is spliced from 23 exons.